Camelus dromedarius (Arabian camel) is the source of this 2590-nucleotide messenger RNA. It is a transcript of the gene THEMIS2, whose product is annotated as thymocyte selection associated family member 2. Gene Ontology annotation, biological process: T cell receptor signaling pathway. Lineage: Eukaryota; Metazoa; Chordata; Mammalia; Artiodactyla; Camelidae. The transcript has 6 exons. Gene Ontology annotation, cellular component: cytoplasm; nucleus. Bases 66 to 1997 code for a protein of 643 amino acids. The record is from RefSeq and is a predicted model, not a curated record.
GGCGGGGCUGCCGGGCUCCGCUGCGGGCGAGCCACUCAAUCCGCGUCCAGCGAGCCGCUCGGACCAUGGAGCCCAUGUCGCUGCAGGACUUCGUGUGCUCCCUGGACCCCGCCUCACUCCCGCGUGUGCUGCAGGUCUGCUCCGGGGUCUAUUUCCAGGGCUCCAUCUACGAGAUCUCUGGAAAUGAGUGCUGCCUCUCCACAGGGGACCUGAUCAAGGUCACCCAGGUUCACCUCCAGAAGGUGGUCUGCAAGAACCCGGAGACAGGCCAGACGAUGGUGCUUGCUCCCAACUUCCAGGGCCACUUCAGCCUCCUCACUGGCCCCCAGAGCUAUGGAACCCUGGAGGAGCUGGUCUCUGCUGCAAACCAGAGCUCCAAGAAGCUGCCCAUCUGCUUCAUGUCAACCUACAAAAUUGCCACCAAGGCCAGGGUGGUGCCUGAGAAGCAGCCCCUCAAGCUUGUGGCUGUGGAAAUGCACCUCGGGACCUGCUGUGCCCGCUGUGUGCUGGACACUGGGGCCCAGCAGGUCCUAUUGCAUCUGCCCCUAUCCCAGAAGGGGCCUUUCUGGGAACUGGAGCCUGGCACCCAUCGGACCCUGCUCCAGGUCCUGCAGGACCCGGCCCUGAGGGACCGCCUCCUCACCUGCCCUGCCCUCCCCUGGUGCUCCCAGACGCUGAGGCCCGAGUACAAGAUCGAAGCCAUCAUGCACAUGCGCAGGUCCGUUGUCAAGAUCCCCUCCACCCUGGAGGUGGACGUGGAGGACGUCACCGCCUCCUCUCAACACAUCCACUUCAUCCAACCGCUGCUGCUGAGCGAGGUCCUGGCCCGGGGAGGCCCCUUUCCCCUGCCCACAGAGAUCCUGGAAGUCCCGGAGGGGCCCCCGAUUUUCCUCAGCCCGUGGGUGGGCUCCUUAAAGAAAGGCCGGAGGCUCUGCAUCCAUGGCGUGGCCUCACCAUCCUGGCGGCUCCUGGCCUCCACCAAGGGCCGGAAGAUGCCCAGACACUUUAUGAUCUCCGGGGCCUACCAGGGCAAGCUGCGGCGGCGGCCCAGAGAGUUCCCCACGGCCUAUGACCUCCUGGGUGCCCUCAAGCCCGGCCAGUCCCUCCGGGUGGUGGCCACAAAGGACUAUGAGGGCGAGGGGUUGGAGAACCCCGGGUUCACGUCCCUAGCCAUGGGCGACAGGCUGGAGGUAUUGCGGUCAGACCAGGCCCUGGGGGCUGAAGACAGGGACACAGAUGUCUUGGUGUGUCAGCGGCUGAGUGACGAGGCUGAGAAGGAAGGGGAAGAAGAGUGCGAAGGGGACGCCGAGCACCAAGAACAGAUUAUGCUGCCCCUCCACACUCCCGGCGGCUUCGUGGAGGAGCUGAGCGACGGCCGGCGCUACAGCCUGCAGGAUCUGACUGUCCAGUUCUCACUGCCCUGUGAGGUCAAGGUGAUGGUCAAGGACACCAACCACCCUGCUGACCCUCUGACCUCCUUUCCGGGCCUGCGGCUGGAGGAGAAGAUCGUGGAACCCUUCUUGGUGGUCAGCCUGGACUCCAAGCCAGGGAUGUGCUUCGAGAUCCCUCCGCGGUGGCUGGACCUGACUGUUGCGGAGGAAGAGGAGCCGCCAAGCCAGCCGCCUGGGUCCCUCCCCGUAGCCACAGUGGAGGAGCUGACGGAGGCCUUCUACUAUCGCCUUCGGAAGUUACCUACCUUCGAGAGUCAAGCUCCCCCGCCCAGGCCUCCGAAAAGUAAGGGCCUCAGUGGGCAGAAGAAGCAGGGCAGCAAGGAGAAAGGCAUCAAGUCUUCUCAAAUCUUAGAACUGCAGGAACCAUCUCUGCUGCCCAAACCCAAGGUGCAGACCUGGCCAAAGACCACCGAGGACAGCUCAAAUCUGUACAGUCAGACUCCUGGCUGCAAGAAGGGCCUCAGGCCCACUAAGCCCAUCACGCAGGAUUUGGAUAAUGAACAUGAUUACGAAGAAGUAGUUGAGAAGUUUCCGAAAACCCUGUAGGUGCUGGAGGAACCUUCCUUCGUAACUGCUACUUCUCAGGGAAUCCAAGAUACCAGCCAACCAUUACAAACCUUCAGAAGACCAUGGACAGGUCUCUCAGAAAUCAGACUGUGGAUGAGGAAUGGCCGUGUGGGGACUGAUCUGAAGUGGGACGGACACAGCUCCUGCUUCCCUCAGGUUCUAGGUUCCUGCCGCUGAGGGCUGGCUUCUCUGGGCCCAACACUUUGCGUUUGGCUCACUUAGCCUUGGAGCUUUGCUAUCAAAUGGCCAACUGGAUUCUACUCAGUCCUUCAUCCCCAGCUCCGGUUAGUGCAGGAAGGACACUGCCCACCUGGGUGAUGGCAGCACGGUGCCUCCUGCCUCUUGGUAAAGGGGACUCAAUCCAGAUCACACACAGUACUGGUAGCCUUUGUUUGCCACCCCUGCUCCACUCUUUCCUCCCUCUCCCCCUCCUCUGCCCAGGCUCUAAGCCCGAGGGACCAGGACUGUCCUCAUCUCUGCAGCACCCAGCACAGGACAGCUGUAGAUGACCAUCCAGGAUUACUUCACUUUAAAACCACAGAAUAAAAAUGACAUCUGAGCUUCUGGAAAAA